Molecule: messenger RNA, 1545 nt
Organism: Enterobius vermicularis (human pinworm)
Lineage: Eukaryota; Metazoa; Nematoda; Chromadorea; Rhabditida; Oxyuridae
Source: the annotation of a GenBank genome assembly
GUGUACAGAAAUGAGCGGCGACGAUGUUCCAUCUAAGGCUGAUAUCCAGCAAAUAUUCCGUAAAUUACGGGCUUCACCAGCAAACAAAGUAUGUUUUGACUGUGGUGCGAGGAAUCCGACAUGGUCGUCAGUGACAUAUGGUGUUUUUAUAUGCAUCGACUGCUCAUCGGUUCAUCGCAAUUUAGGUGUUCAUAUUACAUUUGUGCGUUCUACUACUCUUGAUACUAAUUGGACAUGGUUGCAGCUAAGAGCUAUGCAAGUUGGUGGUAAUGUCAACGCAGUGCAGUUUUUUAAGCAACAUGGUUGUAAUUCAUCUGAUGCUCAAGUAAAAUAUAAAAGUCGCGCAGCAACUUUAUACAGGGAAAAACUAGCUAACUUAGCUGCUCGAGCCCAUCAGAAAUAUGGCACAAGUUUAAGUAUAGGUAAUGACGACCCUGAGGGGGCUGGAGAAGAUAAUGAGGAAGACUUUUUUGACCAGGAAUUCGUUGCACAUCAUAGCAAUUCUUCCUCAUCAAUUAGUCAAGAUGCUUUUAUACAACGAACGGUUGCGGAAAAAGGACCGAGCGUAGAGGGUUUGUCACUUCAAGAUUCAUCGAAUAACCAAGAAGACUUGAAAAGUAGUAUUAUAAUGAAGAAACCUGUCAAAAAGUCUACACUUGGAAGCAAAAAAGGCAUGGGUGCACAUCGUGUAAAAACAAACUUUAACGAACUCGAGAAGAAGGCCGCAAGUUAUGACAAUGAAAAAAAAGUGAUUCUCUCAAAUGACGCAAACGCUGAAUUAAAAGGAAAUGCGGUUGAAAAGACUUCAAUACCUUUAUCUUCAAAAUUAGUAAUGAGGGAUGUUGAACACAAACAGCUGCAAGCCGAGGCGAAAUUAAAAGCGUCAUUAGACUCCAGUAAGGCUGAAAUGGUGGAUAGACUUGGAAUUGGAGUGGGCGGCUUUGGUCGUGGACCUGUUAGUCAUUCUGUAGCAAGCGGUAUCAAGACAAUUGCCCAAGAAGGAGUUUCAAGGGGUUCAUCUUCGAAGUCUUUGCCUGUUAAGCGUGAUGACGAUUGGGAGGUCAUUGAAGACGAAAAGAAAGGCCUAGAUUAUACGGCAGAUCCUGAUGACGAUCUCUUCAGUGGCAAAUAUAAGAAAAAGCCACCUAAGGUUGAUGAAUUUUUUGAUUCUUGGGGUGCUGAGCCAGUUAGAAAGAACACCAGGCCACCUCAGGUAGUUAAUGAGACCUCCAGUGAGUCGGAAGCGCUUAAAAAAUUUACCAAUGCAAAGGCUAUUUCAUCUGACCAAUUUUUUGGUGGCUCUCAAGUCGAUUAUGAGACUCAAAGCCGCCUUAACCGUUUCGAAGGUUCAACGGGGAUUGGGAGUGCAGACUUGUUUGGUAACGGUGAAACACAGUCAAGUUCAUCGUAUAGUAGUCAAAUGCCUGAGAUGUCUGAUAUCAAAGACAGCAUGCGUAUAGGUGCUAUGAAAAUUGCAGGAAAAUUGUCUUCUUUGAGUAGUUCAGUCUCCUCGUAUUUAUCACGUCAGCCUUCGAAGACGUGAAU